Oncorhynchus masou masou (cherry salmon) is the source of this 10043-nucleotide messenger RNA. RefSeq names its product PHD finger protein 13 (gene phf13). Gene Ontology annotation, molecular function: chromatin binding. Lineage: Eukaryota; Metazoa; Chordata; Actinopteri; Salmoniformes; Salmonidae. Bases 400 to 1410 code for a protein of 336 amino acids. Gene Ontology annotation, biological process: mitotic chromosome condensation. The record is from RefSeq and is a predicted model, not a curated record. Gene Ontology annotation, cellular component: nucleus. The transcript has 5 exons.
AUAUAUUCCUUUAAACCUCACUUCAGCGCUCUCUUUUUUUUCGAGGUGGUUCUCUCGUCCAGUCCUUUCCUGUUUGAUUAGUUUGAGUGAGAGGCAGGCAGCUAAUGGCAACGGGGAUACUGACGGUGUAGCUGGCGAACCCGUUUUGUUCAAGAGAUACGGCAACAUUUGACUUAUAACUAUAAUGCAUUACUAAGUAUCUCCCGUGGUAUAGGCGAAACAGUAUCUUCAGACAGUGUUUAUUGCUAGAAUAUUGUAAGCUAACAGUUAGCUAGCUAACAACAGUGCAAUGUUUUGAACGUCGAUGACACCAGAAUUAGUGGUGCACUCGUUUAUUGCUAGCUAAUUAUAUUAUUAGGUAACUUAGCUACAUUAUACCAAAAGUAUCACUUUUUAGAGAUGGACAACGUUACUUCAUCGUCACACCAUCAUGCAUAUGAAUCAGAGGGCCAGGGGCACAGUCCACCAUACAGGAGGCGGACGGUGGAGGAUUUCAACAAGUUCUGCACAUUUGUGUUGGCAUAUGCAGGCUAUAUCCCAUAUCCCCAGGAGGACUCUCCUCUGCGUAGUAGCUCCAGCCCCCCCAACAGUACAGGCAGUACAGCAGACAGUGAUGGCCCUGUCUCUCAACCCCCCACUUGCCCCCCGCGGCCCCCCAUACCCCUGCAGGACAAGAACAGGAAACGACCCCAUCCCACGGGAAUCCACCCUGGGGCCUCACUGUCCAGCCAUGUUAUGAAAAAUCAUGGCCAUUUAGCGUCCUCUCUGCACCCAGAUGACCAGAGGAAAGCCAACAAACUGAAGAAGAGGAGGAAGGACCGGGAGAGCCAGGCCGGCGAGCCGAGCUCUGCACAUCAGGCCUACGCAAUGAGCCCAGAGCCACAGUUCCCCCUGCGAGGACGACCAAUCAAAGACGAGCCUGAGGAUGACUUCUUUAUCCCCCUCCACCCUUCGUCCCCUCACCCCCUGCCCAGUCCCUCUCAGUUCAAUAACUCCUCCCCCUGUAAGCAGGAGCACAAUGAGGAGUGGGAGUGCUGGGCGGGACAGGGGCUGGUGGAGGGCAUGGUGAAGGUGGAGAGUUUUACUGGGAACAGGACGGUGAUCCGACAGGGGAAACAAGUGGUGUUCCGAGAUGAGGAUGGCUCCGGAGAGGAUGAGGACAUCAUGGUGGACUCCGAUGAUGACUCGUGGGACCUGGUGACGUGUUUCUGUAUGAAGCCGUUUGCAGGCCGGGCUAUGAUUGAGUGUAACCAGUGUAACACGUGGAUCCACCUGUCCUGUGCUAAGAUCAGGAAGUCCCACGUUCCUGAGACUUAUAUGUGUCAGAGCUGCAGAGGCACACUGGGCCUGGCAGACACCCGCCGCUCAUACCGCUCACGCAUUGGCCCCCGCAGACACCUUCUUGACUGACCCAUUGCAAACCCCUUCACCCCUUUCACCUGCAUUUAGACCAUGCCCCAUACGGUUCUAACCCCAACCCGGUCCUGUAACGCAUGCCCCAGGCCAGCCCUUUCCUUUUGUCCCUGACCCCAGUCCUACCCCAUGCCCCAGGCCCUUUCCCUCACCCCUAUUGCAUCGACUAAGCCUACUAGCCAUCCCUCGGGGUCUUCAACACCCCCAAACUAAACCGAUCCGAGUGCUAUUUAAGAUUUAUUAUACAUUUGACGGUUUCUCUCUGCUUCCUUCCGGACUCUGUGCGUAAGUCAAUCACUGAAUGUCUGUCUGUAGUAGUACAAUAGUUGACCAGUAGGGUUGGACUCCGUAGUCUAGUCUGGCUGACCGGUUAGCUCCGACUGGAUAGAGACUAGCGACGCAUCUCGCAUGAACAGUGGAAACCUGUCUUCACUCUUAAAUAGUCAGAGAGAAUGGCCUAUAGAGCUGUCACCCAACGGUGUGCAUUUUGGGACGUUGGCUUAAAGGGGUGUGUUGACUUGCCAACCCCUUCUCCCCCAACCACCCUCUCAACUUGGUGGUUGGUACGUUUGUCUAAGGGAAGCCUUUGUCUAAAGCCUCAAGCAGAGGGUCUGUAGAUAAUGAUGUCCAGUUCUAUACUGAACAAAAAUAUAACUGCAACAUACUGAGUUAGUUCAUAUAAGGAAAUUUGUCAAUUGAAAUAAAUAAAUUAGGCCCUAAUCUAUGGAUUUCACAUGACUGGGAAUAUAGAUAUGAAUCUGUUGGCCACAGAUACCUUAAAAAAAAAAGUAGGGUCAUGGAUCAGAGAACCAGUAAGUAUUUGGUGUGACCACCAUUUGCUUCAUGCAGCAAUAGUUGAUCAGGCUGUGGAAUGUUCUCCUAUUCAAUGGCUAUUCGAAGUUGCUGGAUAUUGGCGGGAUCAAUCAAUGUCAAUCAAUGGGUGACAUGUCUUGAGUUUUAUUUUUUACCUUUUAUUUAACUAGGCAAGUCAGUUAAGAACAAAUUCUUAUUUUCAAUGAUGGCCUAGGAACAGUGGGUUAACCGCCUGUUCAGGGGCAGAACGACAGAUUUGCACCUUGUCAGCUCGGGGAUUUGAACUUGCAACCUUCCGGUUACUAGUCCAACGCUCUUACCACUAGGCUACCCUGCCGCCCCAUUCUUCCAUGUGCAGGCCAUGGAAGAAGUGGGACAUUUUCAGCUUCUAGGAAUUGUGUACACAUCAUAGGGCCGUGCAUUAUCAUGCUGAAACAUGAGGUGAUGAAUGGCACGACAAUGGGCCUUGUCACGGUAUUUCUGUGCAUUCAAAUUACCAUCGAUAAAAUGCAAUUGUUUGUUGUCCGUAUCUUGUGCCUGCCCAUAUCAUAACCCCACCGCCACCAUGGGGCACUCUUUACAACCUUGACAUCAGCAAACCGCUCGACCACACGACACCAUCCAUGUGGUCUCUGUUUGUAAGGCCUGUUGGAUUUACUGCCAAAUUCUCUGAAAUUACGUUGGAGGCGGCUUAUGGCAGAGAAAUUAACAUUCAAAUAUCUGGAAACUGCUCUGGUGGACAUUCCUGCAGUCAGCUUGCCAAUUGCACGCUCCCUCAAAACUGUGUUGUGACAAAACGGCACAUUUUAGUGGCCUUUUAUUGUCCCUGGCACAAGGUUCACCUGUGUAAUGAUUAUACUGUUUUAUCAGCUUCUUUACAUGCCACAUCUGUCAGGUGGAUGGAUUAUCUUGGAAAAGGAGAAAUGCUUACUAACUGGGAUGUAAAUAUAUUUGUGGACCAAAUUUGAGAGAAACACGCUUUUUGUGCGUAUGGAACAUUUUUGGGAUCUUUUAUUUCAGCUCAUGAAACAUAGGACCACCACUUCACAUGUUGCAUUUAUAUUUUUCUUCAGUACAGAUAAAUGGAACGCAUUCAACUCUUUCUUUCAAUAGACAGUGCUUGAAAUGGUGCUCGAGACAACCAAGGAAUUAUCCCAUAUGACAAACAUGUAAAAGAGGCAUCACUUGAUGUGUUUCAUAUCAACACUUCUCCAUCAAGUGAGUGCUGGCCAUAGACAACCAACUUUUGGCCACGACUGUAUUGAGAAUGAUACAACAAAUAUUUAAUUUCCACAAAGUUUGCUGCUUCAGUGUCUUUAGAUAUUUUUGUCAGAUGUUACUAUGGAAUACGGAAGUAUAAUUACAAUAAGUGUCAAAGGCUUUCAUUGACAAUUACACAAAGUUGAUGAGUCAGUAUUUGCAGUGUUGACCCUUCUUUUUCAAGACCUUUGUAAUCUGCCCUGGCAUGCUGUCAAUUAACUUCUGGGCCACAUCCUGACUGAUGGCAGCCCAUUCUUGCAUAAUCAAUGUUUGGAGUUUGUCAGAAUUUGUAGGUUUUUGUUUGUCCACCCGCAUCUUGAGGAUUGACCACAAGUUCUCUAUGGGAUUAAGGUCUGGGGAGUUUCCUGGCCAUGGACCCAAAAUAUCGAUGUUUUGUUCCCAGAGCCACUUAGUUAUCACUUUUGCCUUAUGGCAAGGUGCUCCAUCAUGCUGGAAAGGCAUUGUUCGUCACCAAACUGUUCCUGGAUGGUUGGGAGAAGUUGCUCUCGGGGGAUGUGUUGGUACCAUGCUUUAUUCAUGGCUGUGUUCUUAGGCAAAAUUGUGAGUGAGCCCACUACCUUGGCUGAGAAGCAACCCCACACAUGAAUGGUCUCAGGAUGCUUUACUGUUGGCAUGACACAGGACUGAUUGUAGCGCUCACCUGGUCUUCUCUGGGCAAGCUUUUUUCCGGAUGCCCCAAACAAUCGUUAGGGGGUUUCAUCAGAGAAAAUGACUUUACCCCAGUCCUCAGCAGUCCAAUCCCUGUACCUUUUGCAGAAUAUCUGUCUGUCCCUGAUGUUUUUCCUGGAGAGAAGUGGCAUCUUUGCUGCCCUUCUUGACACCUGGCAUCUUCCAAAGGUAUUCGCCUCUCUGUGUGUGCAGAUGCACUCACACCUGCCUGCUGCCAUUCCUGAGCAAGCUCUGUACUGGUGGUGCCCCUAUCCCGCAGCUGAAUCAACUUCAGGAGAUGGUCCUGGCACUUGCUGGACUUUCUUGGGCGCCCUGAAGCCUUCUUCACAACAAUUGAACCGCUCUCCUUGAAGUCCUUGAUGAUCUGAUAAAUGGUUGAUUUAGGUGCAAUCUUACUGGCAGCAAAAUCCUUGCCUGUGAAGCCCUUUUUGUGCAAAGCAAUGAUGAUGGCACUUGUUUCCUUGCAGGUAACCAUUGUUGACAGAGGAAGAACAAUGAUUCCAAGUACCACCCUCUUUUGAAACUUCCAGUCUGUUAUUUGAACUCUAUCAGCAUGACAGAGUGAUCUCCAGCCUUGUCCUUGUUACCACAAGUGUGUGUUGACGAGAGAAUCACUGACAUGUCAGCUGGUCCUUUUGUGGCAGGGCUGAAAUGCAGUGGAAAUGUUUUUUAGGGAUUCAGUUAAUUUGCAUGGCAAAGAGGGACAUUGUAAUUCAUCUGUUCACUCUUCAUAACAUUCUGGAUUAUAUGCAAAUUGCCAUCAUACAAACUGAGGCAGCAGACUUUGUGAAAAUUAAUAUUUGUGUCAUUCUCAACUUUUGGCCACGACUGUACAAACACGCAUACACUGAGUGUACAAAACCACUCUUUCCAUGACAGACUGACUUGGGAAAAUGAAAGCUAUGAUCCCUUAUAGACGUCGCCUGUUAAAACCACUUCAAACUGUUGAUGAAGAGGAGACAAAUAAAGAUGAAUCUUAAGCCUUGAGACCUGGAUUGUGUAUGUGUGCCGUUCAGAGGGUGAAUGGGCAAGACAAAAUAUUUAAGUGCCUUUGAACUGGGUAUGGUAGUAAGUGCCUGUUGCACCAGUUUGAGUGUGUCAAGCCAACUUGACACAACUGUGGGAACCAUUGGCAUCAACAUGGGCCAGCAUCACUGUGGAAUGCUUUCGACACCUUGAAUCCAUGGCCUGGACAAUUUGUAUAUGUAUUUUAUUUAAUGAGGCAAGUCGGUUAAGAACAAUUACUGCCAACCCCGGCCAAACCCUAACGACACUGGUCCAAUUGUGCGCCGACCUAUGGGACUCCCAAUCAUGGCCAGUUGUGAAACAGCCUGGAAUUGAACCAGGGUCUGUAGUGACACCUCUAGCACUGAAAUGCAGUGCCUUAGACCGCUGCGCCACCCGGGAGCCGCAGAAUUGAAGCUGUUCAUAGGGCAAAAGGGGGGAGGGUGCAACUCAAUAUUAGGAAUAUGUGCCUAAUGUUUUGUACACCGUGUAUAUAUGAUGCAGUGUCUGGUCCCUUUUUCUGGUCAUAGGUUGCACCUCAGUCACUCUGUUGUCAUGCCAUUGUUAUGAACGUUCCAAAGCCGCCCUCUGCUGGCGGCGCCAUAGUGGUGAUAAACCCAAUCAUUCUGCAAUAGGCAAACUAUUUGGCCUAAAUUACACUAUCGCCUGGGGAAAAAAGUUGAUAUUUCUAAAGUAGUCAGAUAUUUAGUAGGCAAUAUUGUCAUGUCAUUAGCUAGCAAAGUUAGUCAAAAAUAGCUAGCAAUUCUAACGUUAGCUCGGUGGCCUCCCCUCAAUUUUAGCUAACUAGCUAACGUUGUACUGCAUCUAAAGUCAAUCUGGCGACAUCCGACUGAUGGCAAGGGGGGUUUCUACUAAUUAUUUGCCUCCAUUUGAAUGUAAUUGUAUUUCCAAGCCACUGUAUUGCACUUUUAAUGAAAUCAUCAGCGCUCAUUGACGAUGCGUCUAGUAGAUGGUGCUCAGUCGGGCAUCAGUCUGAAACAAAUGUUCAAAACAACAUUGUGACGAAACAUCGAAUAUAUUAUUAGAUCAGUUCUUUCUCCUAGACCAGGGUCUGUACCUGCCGCCAUCCUUCUCAAAGCUUUUAUCUCUUCAGUUAGAACAUUGAACAACUAUUUGUGGAAAUUAUUUCCCUGUUAACGUUCCUGGCUGUGUUUCCAGAAGCCAUUUCAGUUUUACAUUUUAUGAAGAAUUCAGAUUAUUUUUCCACAAUAGAGCCAGGUGACUGUUGGAAACAAUCACUCAUUGAAUUAAGCUCCACUCACAAACACCACCAUGUCGGGAACAGUUUAAUGGUCCUGAACAGACCCCAGUUGGUUAAUGGGUACACAUUGAUGUGGCUUUGAAGAGAGCCCUGGGUGAAGAAAAUGCAUUAACGUGUGGUGAGCGAAAGCGCACACGUAGCCAUGUAAAGUGAUGUCAUUGGUCCGGUCCAGAAACAAGCCCCUAUCCCCAGGCAUUUCAUGUAAAGUGAUGUCAUUGGUCCGGUCCAGAAACAAGCCCCUAUCCCCAGGCAUUUCAUGUAAAGUGAUGUCAUUGGUCCGGUCCAGAAACAAGCCCCUAUCCCCAGGCAUUUCAUGUAAAGUGAUGUCAUUGGUCCGGUCCAGAAACAAGCCCCUAUCCCCAGGCAUUUCAUGUAAAGUGAUGUCAUUGGUCCGGUCCAGAAACAAGCCCCUAUCCCCAGGCAUUUCAUGUAAAGUGAUGUCAUUGGUCCGGUCCAGAAACAAGCCCCUAUCCCCAGGCAUUUCAUGUAAAGUGAUGUCAUUGGUCUGGUCCAGAAACAAGCCCAUAUCCCCAGGCAUUUCAUGUAAAGUGAUGUCAUUGGUCCGGUCCAGAAACAAGCCCCUAUCCCCAGGCAUUUCAUGUAAAGUGAUGUCAUUGGUCCGGUCCAGAAACAAGCCCCUAUCUCCAGGCAUUUCAUGUAAAGUGAUGUCAUUGGUCCGGUCCAGAAACAAGCCCCUAUCCCCAGGCAUUUCAUGUAAAGUGAUGUCAUUGGUCCGGUCCAGAAACAAGCCCCUAUCCCCAGGCAUUUCAUGUAAAGUGAUGUCAUUGGUCCGGUCCAGAAACAAGCCCCUAUCCCCAGGCAUUUCAUGUAAAGUGAUGUCAUUGGUCCGGUCCAGAAACAAGCCCCUAUCCCCAGGCAUUUCAUGUAAAGUGAUGUCAUUGGUCCGGUCCAGAAACAAGCCCCUAUCCCCAGGCAUUUCAUGUAAAGUGAUGUCAUUGGUCCGGUCCAGAAACAAGCCCCUAUCCCCAGGCAUUUCAUGUAAAGUGAUGUCAUUGGUCCGGUCCAGAAACAAGCCCCUAUCCCCAGGCAUUUCAUGUAAAGUGCCCUUGGGAGCAGGGGUCAGAGGUUGUUUCUGGACAGCCAUUGUCUCUGCCCCUUGGUUCUCAGUCCCCUCAGGUUAGUCCUAUAGGUUAGAGAGCAAUGGGGCCAAUGUAGGAUUUAUUCAGCCAUCAAUCAAUGCAUUAUCAAAACCAUUGUGCAAGUGUCUUAGGGCUCUAUAUAUGGGGUGUUUUGGCAUUCUGAGCUUUUCCUGGCCAUGUGACCUGACCACAAAACAAGUUUUAUAGGCUAUAACGAGGACCCAGAAUUUUUCAUGGUCAGGACAACUCCUGACCCUACACGUCUCCUUCUGGUGUACUCAUUUGCACAAAUCAGUAUUUAAUCUCUCACCUGAUCCCUACCAGGCUCGCUGGGGUUUGAUAAUGAUCACUACCAGGCUCGCUGGGGUUUGAUAAUGAUCACUACCAGGCUCGCUGGGGUUUGAUAAUGAUCACUACCAGGCUCGCUGGGGUUUGAUAAUGAUCACUACCAGGCUCGCUGGGGUUUGAUAAUGAUCACUACCAGGCUCGCUGGGGUUUGACAAUGAUCACUACCAGGCUCGCUGGGGUUUGAUAAUGAUCACUACCAGGCUCGCUGGGGUUUGAUAUUGUAUUUUGGAGUUUCUGGAGAAGUGUCCUUCUUCAAGCUGUUUGCAUUUUGACCGUGUUUGGAAUUUAAGCUUUUUCAAAUAUUCAUGUUUUCACCAGUUGUCAAGUCUAAGCUUGCUGAUGUGUACAUAUUGUUGUUUCUUGUCGACCUCAUAUAAAGUACCUUCAGAAUGUAUUCAUACCCCUUGACGUAUUCCACGUUUUUGUUGUUACAGCCUGAAUUGAAAAUCUAUUUUUUGCUCACCCUUCUCCAACAAUACCCCAUAAUGACAGUCAAAACGUGUUUUUAGACAUCUUUGCUAAGUUACUGAAAAUUAAAUAUUUAAUUUACAGAAGUAUUCAUACUCCUGAGUCAAUACUUUCUAGAAGCAUAUUUGGCAGUGAUUCCAGCUGAGUAUUUCUGGGGAUGUCUCUCAGAGCUUUCUCCACCUGGAUUGUGCAACAUUUGCCCAUAUUAUUUUCAAAAUUCUUCAAGAUCUGUCAAAUUGGUAGUUGAGCACUGCUAGACAACCAUGUUCAGGUCUUGCCAUAGGUGUUCAAGUAGAUUUAAGUUAAAAUUGUAUCUCGGCCACUCAACAUACACUGUUGGUAAGGAACUUUAGUGUAGCUUGGGCCUUUUGUUUUAGGCUAUUGUCCUGCUGAAAGGUGAUUUAAUUUACCAGUGUCUGGUGGAAAGCAGACUACCAGGUUUUCCUCUAGGAGUUUGCCUAUGCUUUGCUCUAUUUUGUUUUAAUUUUCUAUGCUGAAAAACUUCCCAGUCCUUAAUGAUUACAAGCAUACCCAUUACAUGAUGCAGCCACCACUAUGCUUUAACAUAUGCAGAGUGGUACUCUGUAAUGUACUGGAUUUGCCCCAAACAUAACACUUUGUAUUCAGGACAAAAAUGUAAUUGCUUUGCCACAUUUUCAUUUUCUUUCUUUUCAAUAUGUCAAUUAGGUUGUAUUGUGGAGUAACUAUCAACAAUGUUGUUGAUCUAUCCUCAGUUUUCUCUUAUCACAGCUAUUAAAUUCCGCGACUGUUUUAGAGUUACCAUUGGACUCGCGGUCAAAUUCCUGAGCGGUUUCCUUCCUCAACUAAGUUCGGAAGGACACCUCUGUUUCUCGUGACUGGGUGUAUUGAUAUGCCAUCCAAAGUGUAGUUUAAUAACUUCCCUGUGAUCAAAGGGAUAUUCAAUGUCUGUCUUUUCUUUUUUUUGCCAUCUACCGAUAGAUGCCCUUUUGCAAGGCAUUUUAAAAUAUCCCUGGUCUUUUUGGUUAAAUGUGUUUUGAAAUUCACUCUGAGGGACCUUACAAUUAUCUGUAUGUGUGGGGUACAGAGAUGAGAUUGCCAUUCAAAAAUUGUUAAACACUAUUAUUGAGUGAGUCCAUGCAACUUAUUGUGAUUUUGCCAUAAAGGGUUGACUACUUAAUGACUCAAGACAUUUCAGCUUUUCAUUUUUAAUGAAAUAGUAACAUUUUUUAAACUAUUCCACUCUAACAUUAUGGGGGUGUACCAGUGACAACAUAUCUAAAUGUAAAUCCAAAGUGUAACACAACAAAAUGUGGAAAAAGUCAAGGGGUGUGAAUACUUACUGACGGCUCUGUAAGCCAUAGAUCGAUGUCACUGUCUGACUGUUAGACAUACACCUAUUGAAUGCUUGUCUGGGCUGGGCUUUCUAGAAAGCAAGAGCAAUGGGUUGGUUAGUUAUUACUAACUACAGUUAAUAAGAUAUGGGUUACUGAUAAGUCAGUCAUACUAGAACAAUUUAUUUCAAAAAAAAAAAAAAAUGUAAAUGUUUCAAAAUAUUUAGGAAAGUUAGCAUUCUAACUCAUUGCUCCCGCUUUGUGAAACCCCCUUACUGAGAAUGUGGUGUCUGGUGCAACAUGUUUCUGUGAAACUCUGUAUUGUAAAUAAAGAUUUAAUGAAGAUUUUAA